This is a messenger RNA of Hevea brasiliensis (rubber tree), 1530 nucleotides long. Its product is annotated as probable LRR receptor-like serine/threonine-protein kinase At5g59680. The transcript has 9 exons. The record is from RefSeq and is a predicted model, not a curated record. NCBI's taxonomy places the organism in Eukaryota, Viridiplantae, Streptophyta, Magnoliopsida, Malpighiales, Euphorbiaceae. Bases 1 to 1530 code for a protein of 509 amino acids. Gene Ontology annotation, molecular function: protein binding.
AUGUCUCUCUCCAUCUUCCUCCUAUGGCUCUUUAGCAUCCCUCUUUCAUCCCAUUCACUUUCCGCUCCUAGAGGUUUUCCUUUAAGUUGUGGUUCAUCAGAAGAGAUAUUCGAAGGCAAUCUGAAAUACAUCCCAGACGAAGGCUAUAUAUCUGUAGGAAACAAAACAAGCAUAAAAAAACCUGGUUUGCUACCAUUGCUGUCUACAUUAAGGUAUUUCCCUGAUACAUCAGCUCGAAAGUAUUGCUUCGAGUUUCCCACGAUCAAAGGAGGGAAAUAUUUAGUAAGAAGUACUUAUUAUUAUGGAGGUUUUGAUGGAAGGAAAGAGCCUCCAGUGUUUGAUCAAAUUGUUCAAGGGACUAAGUGGGGUAUUGUUAAUACCACAGAAGAUUAUGCCAAAGGACUUGGCUCAUACUAUGAAAUUGUUCUCCUUUCUAUGUCUAAAAUUCUCAGUGUUUGCCUUGCAAGAAAUAAGCAAACUACUUCUAGUCCUUUUAUAUCAGCUCUUGAAGUGGAGUACCUUGAUGAUUCGAUAUAUAAUUCCACAGAUUUUUCCAACUAUGCUCUUAUUGCUCUUGCUCGCCAUUCUUUUGGAACUGAAGGAACUAUAAUUGGUUUUCCAGAUGAUCAGUUCAACCGGUUCUGGCAGCCAUUCAAGGAUCAGAACACUGUUGCAGAAAGUCGCUCUCCUGUAAUAUCUUCAGAUUUUUGGAACUUCCCACCAAAGAAAGCAUUCACAACAGGAAUUACAACAAGCAGAGGAAAGACAUUAAAUAUCCAGUGGCCUCCAAUGUCACUUCCCAGCACCAAAUACUACAUUGCACUCUAUUUCCAGGACAGCCGUGCUCCAAGCUCACACAGCUGGAGAGUCUUCACUAUUUCUGUGAAUGGAAAGCUUUUUUAUCAGGAUCUCAAUGUGACAACCAAAGGUGUAACUGUUUAUGCAUCAGGAUGGCCACUUUCAGGGCAGACUGAAAUUGUCUUCAUUCCAACUGAUGUUACUGCCGUAGGCCCUAUUGUUAAUGCUGGAGAAAUCUUUCAGAUUUUGCCUCUUAGUGGAAGGACUCUCACAAGAGAUGUUAUGAUAAUGGAAGAUUUGGCACGAACCUUUGACAAUCCACCUUCUGAUUGGAGUGGUGAUCCAUGCUUGCCUCGUGAGAAUUCAUGGACUGGAGUUACAUGUUCUCAAGAAAAAAUGGCUAGAGUUAUCGCUUUGAAUCUUACAAACAUGGGGAUCUCUGGGUCGCUGCCUUCAAGCAUAGGCAAUUUAACUGCACUCACUCACCUUUGGUUAGGCGAGAAUAAACUCUCAGGUUCCAUCCCAGACUUGAGCAUGUUGAAAGAUCUACAAACUCUGCACUUGGAUAAUAACCAGCUUCAAGGAUCAAUUCCUAAAUCUUUAGGCCAACUUAGGGUGCUUCAUGAGAUAUUCCUUCAGAAUAACAAUCUAACUGGCAAAAUCCCACCCUCCUUGCGGACGAAUAAUGACAUAAAUCUUCAGGUGUCCCCUGGAAAUCAUUUGUCUUCCUGA